GUGUGAACUUAGGCACUGUGGUUUAUUCAGUAAACCACAGUUCCUAAAUUCACACUGCACUAUAAACCCAACGUUCAGUCAACCACAGUUUGCCAAACCACAGUACAAGCAAAAACAGGUUAUUCCAAGUCCUCCUUUAAUCCCACGGAAUUCAGUGUCUCUUCUCUAAAACAAGCUCUGUGGUCUUUUAAGCAUUUAUUCAGCAAAACAUUCAGCUCUACUGCUCUCUUCCUCGGGGUGAGUAAGCCACCGACAAGAAGAAAGAGUUGGACAAUUAAGAGCUGUCCUUGAUCCGGCAAACCCAAUCUCCCUUCAUGGAUGUGGUCAAGAGAACGCUACAAAGGAAUGGUAUCGCAGGAUGUGUGGCUCUGUUGUUCCUUGAUUUAAGGAACGUUCUUCCUUGCCCUCCCAUCUGCCAGCUGUGCUCCACAGAUACAGUCGAAUGUGAGGAUGUGUCUUCACUCCAAGAGGUCUUAAUAGCUUUGCCAAGUUCCACCCAGCAGAUCCUUCUACAGCAAGGGAACCUUAGUGAGAUCCCUCCUCUGUCCUUCAGCAAUUUCACCAGUCUUUAUUUCUUGUCGAUCACCGGAUUCCUGGUCUCCUCUUUGGCCGACUUCACCUUUUUCACACCUUACGUCAACCCCCUGAAGAUUCUGGAUCUCAGCAACAACCAGCUGGUCAGUUGUACAAUUGAGCCUUUGGCUUUCUCUGGUCUUCUGUAUCUUGAAGAGUUGGUUCUAGCCAACAACAGCUUGGACAUUUUGAAGGGGACGUGGUUCAUGGAGAUGCCGAAACUCAAGAAACUCUCCCUUGCCCUUAACAGAAUCACCUACCUUCCCCCAAGGACCUUUGAGAACUUAAACACGCUCGAUGAACUGGUGGUCUCCUCCAAUAUGAUUCAGUAUCUCCCCAUGGAUGCUUUUUUGGGCUUGGAUUCCUUGACCAAGCUGGACUUGUCAAUUAAUAAAAUCUUCUUUAUCAACCAGAAAGCCUUCCAACCUUUGCAAGCACUCCAAGAUCUCUUGUUAUUCCAGAACAGGUUGACCACUUUACCGACUCUCCCGGAUUCCAUCAAGUUCCUGGUUCUUCACAGAAAUCCCUGGGUUUGUAACUGCCAGUUGAUCCAGUCCAUGCAAUCGGUGGAGGCUAAAAUCCAAUCGCCUACUGGAGUCACUUGCGAAAGACCCUCCUUUCUUGCAGGACACCAAGUGACCAGCAGCAAGUUUCUGGGGUGUGAUCCAUCACCUUCCAGCUAUUUGUCUUCCCAUCUGUUCUCAACCAUCGAUUUUCCGCCUUUGCGAUCAGGAACUUUGAAGCUGAUCUGUGGUUUGUUAGGUGGCUUUUUCCUUGGUUUCACCGUGAGCCUGUUCUGCUGUUAUUGCCUUCCCAAAUGUUGCAGCUGCCAAUCGCCCUUCGCAAAUCAGUCAAGGAAUACAAAGGCUCUUUCGAGCAGCGGGGUCAAACCUUCCGUGAAUCCAGGAGGGAAAACCUCCGGCGGGGAUUCCCAGAUCCUUUCCGGUCUUCCGGCUGCAGAGAGCUCGGCUUUGGAAGGAGGCCGCUUCGCAAGAGGAACCCGCUGUGGGCCGUUUGUCUCCCCUUCUCAAAUUUGCUACGGGGAGCAGGUGAGAUUCCAGAGUCCGCUGGUUGCCUAUUUAUCCGUGGACCCAAUGGGUCGAAGCAUUGUGGCCUUCUGUGAGAAAGGACACGAAGCAAGAUGUCCAGUCUUCGGCCAGCCUGGCUAUCCAGCUCUCCAGGACCAUACCAACAAGGGGACCGAAGUCUCCAGGGAUGGUGGCAUCCGAGACCAACGCUGCCCCACAUGCAUGCAAGGGUUAAGGGGUUCCCGUGUUCUACCUGCCACUAUUGAUCAGAUAGCAAAGAUGCAACCAGGCUCGGGAGAGCAAGUAGAUCACCAGAUGAACAGCCAAACUUGGCAUCCUGAGAUUCACCUUAGAGACACUCAGCCUUUGCCAGCUCUGGUCCAUAUAGAUUUCCCUGACGGAAGCGCCAUGAAGAUCGAACACAACAGAGCCGCUUCUCGUACGUCUCCUUCCAAGAGAAACGAGUCUCAUGAGAGCAGAAGCUACCCCCAGGCUUCUCCCAGUUGCUUGAGGAGAAAGAGGCGCAAUCAUGGGCAUCCCCACCACCAAUCCCAAAUUGGCUUCGCAUCUCCUGAAAGUAAUUCGGCUUCUGACUUGAGACACUGGCAAGAAAGUUGGACGGGGAGGAAAGAUCCCAGAAGGUCUGAUCUUCACCUCACCUUUGCAGACCCGCCCAAUAAAAGCCAGAGAUGGAAACGUUGCCCUCUACAUCCAACCCAUGAGGUGACCUCCACUCCUUCUCUUUCUAGCGUGUCCAGCCAACCAGAAGCAAACAGGUUCCAUCACUUGAACGAACCUUGUCCCAGAUGGUUCUCGGUUCCUCAUUGUCCUGGGAAAAGAACACGAGCAUCUCAGGAGUUUGAGAAAGCUCAACAAGCUGGAGAAACGUUUCUCAGCCAUAGGAGGUCUAGGAGCAGACGAGAAGACCCAAGGUGCCUUACCAGAAAGGAAUCCACCCUGAACAGGAUCUGGAAAUGCCAAAACUGUGGUUGCGAAGGCUCUGCCCCUUGUUCUGUGAAUACAAGGAGAUCUGCUCAACCAGGCAUUGAUCCAAGGAGGACAUUUCUAGAUGCCAGUACUCAAUGGUCCUCUACCGAUGCAGUCCGCCUUAAAGAACAUGAAUUUGCCCUAACUUUUCUGGGUGCUCCACACAAUAUCGCGAAGACGCGGUCAGAAGAACGCUGGUUAGCGGCUUGUUUCCCAAACUUCCAGCCCAGCUCUGUCCGAGCCCAUGGUCCAGGUGAAAUAGAUUCCAUCUACGAGUAUCCUUCUCCGUUGCUCAGCACAACCGCCUUCCACCCGCCCUCCGUGUUCGUUGAGGGUCCCAUGACAGAGUCAAUACGGAAGCAUCAGAACCACUCGACGGAUUUCCUUAAGGUCCCAGACACCGAACCUACGUCUCUCGCGGAUCCUUUGGCAGACCGAUGGCCUCCAGAGAAGAAAGCGUUCAGAAGCUUGGGUGAAGAAGUCCAACGUUCAGAAGAAGAAAUUCUGUUGGAGGCCAUUGCAUUGGACGGUGAGAAGCCUUCGGAGGACAGUGAAGGAGAUCCAGUGACUCCAUCCCCCGUUGUCAGUGGCUUCUCUUUCAGAAUGGACGCAAAUCCAUCUUUGCAGGAGCUGCCUGUCUCCAUCAGGGGCUGUAGUCAAGUCACCUUUUCGGCCAUCCCAGAAGAUACCAAUCCAAAGACUUGCAGCAUCAUGACCCUUUGCCCUUUGGUUCACAAGAUGUUCCAGAUUGAUUUUCCCCUUCCAGCCGAGGAGGAGGAGGAAGCCAAACCAUUUCAAGGUGAAGAAUGAGGUGGAUAACGCACCCAACCAACAGAACGUAUCAUUCUAUCGUUGACUCAUUCCCCACUCUGUUUUGUAUUUCGGCUUGAAUAAAGGUUUGGUUGAAGAUCGGAAA
Messenger RNA from Pantherophis guttatus, 3504 nucleotides. RefSeq lists its product as uncharacterized. NCBI's taxonomy places the organism in Eukaryota, Metazoa, Chordata, Lepidosauria, Squamata, Colubridae. Gene Ontology annotation, molecular function: protein binding. The record is from RefSeq and is a predicted model, not a curated record. Gene Ontology annotation, cellular component: plasma membrane.